AUGGAGGAGUAUGAGCAGUUAGGUCAUAUGAGAGCACUGACCGCCGAGGAAAUUCGAGAGGACUCAGGGACAGUAUUCUACAUCCCACACCACGGCAUCUGGCAGCGCAGCGACGGAAAAAACAAACUAAGAGUAGUUUUUAAUGCCUCUCGCGACACCUCUACAGGUCUCAGUCUCAAUGACUCACUCCAUUCGGGCCCAAAGUUACAAGGACAUAUAGCGACGAUCAUCACACGCUGGCGAAGACACCGAUAUGUUUUUUGUGCAGAUGUUCAAAAAAUGUUUCGACAGAUCUUAAUGGAUGAGAGAGACUGUCAUCUUCAGCGUAUCGUCUGGAGCCCAUCAUCCGACUUGCCAGCUAAACAUUUCGUUCUCAGGACUGUCACCUACGGCACGGCUUGUGCCCCCUAUCUCGCACUUCGCACCCUGCAGCAACUCGGCGAGGACGAAGGACAUCGGUUUCCACUGGCCCGCGAAUUACUUAAGAGAGACCUUUACAUGGAUGAUUUUUUGAGUGGUAGCCAUGACCUCGAGACAGCAAGGAGCCUUAGAGAUCAGCUUAUCGGUCUGCUUAGGGCGGGCGGCUUUCAUCUACGCAAGUGGGUGGCCAACGAGCCUGGACUGCUUGAAGACAUACCCGCUGAGGACCGUUUACGGGCAGACUGGGUUCAACUCUCUACCAAUGGACCAGUGUGCGAAUUAGGCGUUAUUUGGGAUCCAGUGACGGAUCGUUUCAAGUUUCGCCCUGGAGUCGUUGAUCCGCCUCCAAGUCUUACCAAGAGAACUGCUCUGGCAGAGCUCGCUGCCUUUUUUGACCCAGCAGGUUGGUUGACCCCGCUGACUCUCGUGGCCGACUUCGAUUGGGACGAGAAACUCCCGGGCAGCUGGCUAAAUAGAUGGCUGACAUUUCGCGACAGAAUCCGAGAGGCUGCAGAAUUCACCAUUGACCGCUGGUUUGGUAGUAUUCCCGGACAAGAUAUGCAGUUGCACGCCUUCGCAGACGCCAGCAGACGUGCUAUUGCUGCUGUCGUUUACGUCAGAGCCACCCACAGUGAUGGCAAAAUCACUACCACCAUCCUAGAAGCGAAGUCAAAGCUGGCUCCAGUCAAGAGUCUGCUCCCUACCACAGAGAGAUGA
Phymastichus coffea is the source of this 1137-nucleotide messenger RNA. RefSeq lists its product as uncharacterized. NCBI's taxonomy places the organism in Eukaryota, Metazoa, Arthropoda, Insecta, Hymenoptera, Eulophidae. The record is from RefSeq and is a predicted model, not a curated record. The transcript has a single exon. Bases 1 to 1137 code for a protein of 378 amino acids.